This is a messenger RNA of Dentiscutata erythropus, 144 nucleotides long. The record is from the annotation of a GenBank genome assembly. Lineage: Eukaryota; Fungi; Glomeromycota; Glomeromycetes; Diversisporales; Gigasporaceae.
AUGCCAGAAGUGAGCCAUUCUUUAACUUCAAUACAUUUAAUUCUAUCACCAGUUCGUAAAAGCAUUGAGAUCAACAGACAAUUAAUCGUUCUAGGCACAUUUAUUCCAUUUACUCCAAAUUGGUUGAAAAAUUCAAUGAUUUUG